Molecule: messenger RNA, 1889 nt
Organism: Lagopus leucura (white-tailed ptarmigan)
Lineage: Eukaryota; Metazoa; Chordata; Aves; Galliformes; Phasianidae
Gene: IDS
Product: iduronate 2-sulfatase
Exons: 9
Coding region: 1-1785 (594 amino acids)
Molecular function (GO): iduronate-2-sulfatase activity
Source: RefSeq, a predicted model, not a curated record
AUGCGGGAGAACGGCGCGGCGACUGACCCAGGGCUCAGAGCCCCGCCGGGUCUGCCCGCUCCCGUCCCCGCCCCGCGGCACUGCGACAUGGCGGCCGCCGCCCGACUCUUCCUCUGUUUGCUGGCGGCCCUGAGCGCGGGCUUCGCGCUCUCCUCCGUGGCAGCGGCGGUCCCCAGGCUCCGCACUCGCAAGACGGCGGGGCCCGGAGAUGGCAUGAAUGUCCUGUUUAUAGUUGUGGAUGACCUGCGUCCUGUUUUGGGUUGUUAUGGAGAUAACCUUGUGAAAUCUCCAAACAUUGAUCAACUUGCUUCUCACAGUAUUGUGUUCAGCAAUGCAUAUGCACAGCAAGCUGUGUGUGCUCCAAGUAGAGUGUCCUUCCUUACUGGACGCAGACCUGACACUACCCGGCUGUAUGACUUCUACUCCUACUGGAGAGUGCAUUCAGGAAACUAUUCCACAAUGCCCCAGUAUUUCAAAGAGAAUGGCUAUGUGACCAUGUCUGUGGGGAAAGUUUUUCAUCCUGGAGUUUCAUCCAACUACAGCGAUGACUAUCCAUACAGCUGGUCCAUUCCACCCUUUCAUCCUUCUACUGAAAAAUAUGAAAAUGAUAAGACCUGCAAGGGAAAAGAUGGAAGACUUUAUGCUAACUUGGUGUGCCCAGUAGAUGUGACAGAAAUGCCCGGUGGUACUCUGCCUGAUAUUCAAACCACUGAAGAGGCCAUACGCUUACUGAACGUUAUGAAAACCAGGAAGCAAAAAUUCUUCCUGGCUGUUGGCUACCAUAAGCCACAUAUCCCUUUGAGGUAUCCACAGGAAUUUCUGAAGUUGUACCCCCUGGAAAACAUCACGUUAGCUCCAGAUCCCUGGGUGCCUGAGAAACUGCCUCCUGUGGCAUACAACCCCUGGAUGGAUAUCAGACAGAGGGAUGAUGUGAAAGCAUUAAAUGUUACCUUCCCUUAUGGACCACUUCCAGAUGACUUCCAGAGGCUGAUUCGUCAGAGCUACUAUGCAGCAGUUUCUUACCUGGAUAUGCAGGUCGGCCUGCUCUUGAAUGCUUUAGAUGAUGUAGGACUCUCAAGUAGCACGAUAGUAGUUUUUACUGCUGAUCAUGGAUGGUCCCUGGGAGAGCAUGGUGAAUGGGCAAAAUACAGCAAUUUUGAUGUUGCUACCCGAGUGCCGCUGAUGUUUUAUGUACCAGGAAUGACGACUUCCUCUGCUAGUCGAGGAGGGAGAGUCUUCCCCUACCUUGAUCCCUUUAGCCAUAUUUUAGGCUUGGUUCCGCAAGGACGAAGCGAAAAAAUGGUGGAGCUUGUCUCCCUAUUUUCAACGCUUGCUGAACUUGCUGGCCUGCAGGUUCCUCCUGCAUGCCCACAGACUUCAUUUCGUGUUGCACUGUGCACUGAGGGGGCAAGCAUUGUCCGGUAUUUUAAGUCCUCUGAACAGACGGUACAGAAGGAGGAUGUUUGUAAUGACACUAAGAGGUGUUACAAUGAAGAACCUGUUGCUUUCAGCCAAUAUCCCCGGCCUGCAGACACUCCACAGUGGGACUCUGACAAGCCGAAGCUAAAAGACAUCAGAAUCAUGGGCUAUUCCAUGCGUAUGGUUGGCUACAGAUACACUGUGUGGGUUCGGUUCAAUCCUGAGAACUUUAGUGCUGACUUUGAGGAUGUCCAUGCAGGAGAGUUGUAUAUGAUGGUGACUGAUCCAAACCAGGAUAAUAACAUCUAUAACAAUACCUUGCAUGGUCGUCUUUUAAAAAAAAUUGUUGACUUCCUGAAGCAUUAGGCAUCAGGAGCUUUGUGUGGAGCACUUGCUUUUUUUGCUGUGACACCCUUCUGUUGUGCAGAAAGCACAUGGACUGAAUUAAAAUCCUAUUUGUAAAAAAAACA